AUGCGCACGUGUCUGUGUUCGCUGUUUGCGGGAACCUUGCUGAAUGCCUCCUUGUUUUCUCCUGCGCGCCGCUCCAGCUUCUUCUCUCUUUUUUUGGAUUCUCGCCUGUCUCCUCCCACAGAGAGGAAAAAAAAAAAAAGGUCACGUAUGUUUGGAAAAAUAUGUAGGUCAGUGGAACAUUUCCUACACUGGUGCAAAAGGAGAGGAGGGCAGCGGGGGAGGGGAGGGAGCCGCAGCUUGGAGCUCCGGGUGCGCGCUCCUGGCCGCGGGCCCCGAGCCCUACAGGAGGGGCUCCUUUCCAUCCUUGACCCAUUUUCCGGACCAGCUACGUUCGCCUCGGAAGAAACAGUGAUCGUUCCUCCCCAGCAGGCGCCGCGGUCCUCUGAGCUCGCCGGCGUCUCCCUGAUCCCCGCCCGCAGCUCUUCGGGAAAGCGCAGUGGUCGGCGCGCUGGGCCGCCCCACGAGGACGGCGUGCUGGGGGCCGCGGUGGCGCGCUGGCCCCCCAACGCACUGGACCGCGGGUUGGCAGGGCGCAGGGGAGGGCGAUUCCCCGCCGCCCCCACUGACAACUUGAACGGGACCUCCACUGGCCUCUCCUUCGGACAGUUCCCCUCUAAGCACACCCUGUCCCCGCCCCGCACCCUCGGCCGGACCAUGCCGCGCGUCCCCGGCGGCAGCCCUGCGGUGGCGGCCUUGGGGCGCGCGGGUGUCUCGGCCGCUCAGGGAAGCUGGCGGGUGGGAGGCAGAUUCUUUACCAUCUGGAACACACGGCCAAACAGAUCCCAGGGCCACCUGCUGAGCUCCUCGGGCAGGCAGAGAUCUCGGCAUCGGAGGAGGCAGUCACCUGCUCAGGGAACAAGUGCUGUGAAGGUGGGCAGGGGGCCCAGGGACCAGAGAAGCUGAUGGCAGAAUAAAGAGGCUUGGAGUUCCAGGGACACUUGACUUUGUACUCAGUCACCAGCCAGGAGCUGCUCCCAGAAUAUCCCUUGUCAUGAUCAUCUUGAUGACCCUGGGCCGCCAGGCAGAGGUCACAGUAGGUGGACCCUCCUGAUUUUGCUCCAUGAACCACCAUGGAAGAACCUUAGGACAAUACCAGAGACCAAGGAAAACGGAUUUAUUAAAUGUGGCUGAAAGCCAGAGAAAUGUGAAAACUCUUACAGCCAGGGGACUUCAGAAUUUGUCAGUUAACCGGUGGUACAGCUAAGCCCAGAAACACUGUGUGUUAAGGGCCCUCUGGACUCCUACACAGAUUGCAAAAUGUGAUGACUCUUCAGAGUUACCUGGCGUCCAUGGAAGGUUCUCUGGCAGCAGCUGAGAUGGGCAGCCCCAGAGGACCGUCCUCAGGAAGCAGUUGAGUGCAAAUGGCUGUGCAGGGGUCAGUGGCCACUGGACUCCAGAUGCCAAGGAAGGCUGAGCAGGAGGAAGAGAGAACUAGAGGACUGUCCCCGGAGCUCAGCUAGGAGAUGGGAGCAAGAGAGGCAGUUUUCCUAAUAUUUAUGCCUGCUCAAGUGUUCUGCAGGCUGAGAGGAGGUGGGGUCACCUAUGACAAAAUGGGCAUGAUUUGAAAACAGCUGAGAACCCAGAAAACUAGUAGCUCAUCUUUCCAACUCUGGGUAAAAACAAGAGAUAGAUCCACAGCCACCAGCUACUGAAAAAAAAAAAAAAAAAAAGCUACCUGUAAAACUGUAAAAAGAAGAAAGGAACAGAUUUGGCUGCUGCUUUUCUUCUUUAACGAUCACAUGGCUUUAAA
Messenger RNA from Cervus elaphus (red deer), 1750 nucleotides. RefSeq lists its product as uncharacterized. Lineage: Eukaryota; Metazoa; Chordata; Mammalia; Artiodactyla; Cervidae. The record is from RefSeq and is a predicted model, not a curated record. The transcript has 3 exons. The coding region runs from base 1 to 903 and encodes 300 amino acids.